Molecule: messenger RNA, 5036 nt
Organism: Conger conger (European conger)
Lineage: Eukaryota; Metazoa; Chordata; Actinopteri; Anguilliformes; Congridae
Product: tribbles homolog 2-like
Exons: 3
Coding region: 1076-2086 (336 amino acids)
Biological process (GO): regulation of MAP kinase activity; protein phosphorylation; positive regulation of proteasomal ubiquitin-dependent protein catabolic process
Cellular component (GO): nucleus
Molecular function (GO): mitogen-activated protein kinase kinase binding; ATP binding; protein kinase activity
Source: RefSeq, a predicted model, not a curated record
UGUGAAGCAGCCGCUGACAUAACAGUGAAUGGAGUAGGUUCCCAGCCACGUAAGUAGCAACUAAAAAUAGCUGCACCGGAGGGAAUGAUGUCCUACUGAAGGGAAAGGGUAGGCCUGGGGAACCCGGCCGUCCCUUAUUCGCACCUGUAUACGCUUUGAUUUCCACGUAAUAUUCUGCGGUGCUAGAAAUCAAUUAUUGGACAAAAAUAAUCACCGAUUAUAUAUGCAUGGUUUUGUGCCCUGUGCUUACGGACGAACGUAUACUGUAAAUGUAGCUAGCCAGCGAUGCUAACGUUACUCAUAUCGACAUAAUUACUGGGAGGCCCGUCAGCUCCACAAAUAUCGGCCAUCUACCCCGACAUUAACACUAAUUCACUGGUUAUCUUGACAACUGAUCAAGUGCGUACCGCGUUUGCAAGUUUUCGUCAUUGUGAAUAUUUUAAAUUCAGCAUCCUGGUAGAUGGCUCUUGGUUUAUCUAGCAAUAGCUCCCUCUUUCUUGCAAACGCACUGGCUGCUCAGCAACGGGGAGAAGCUUGCAGGCAGGCUGAAUCAAUGAGCUAGCUAGCUACAUUUAGCUAAUAACGCGCUAUAUUAGAUUGCGUGGGCUGCUAGCUAAUGCAAGGAAUCGAAAUAGUCGCAAGCUUGCCUAUCACAGUAUUGGAGCUAUAGGAUCCUUGUUAAAUUAACUGGUUAGGGUCAGGUUUGGCAGUAUUUCCAAUAUCUACGCACUGAUUGUCCGUUGAAGCUAUGGGCAUAACGUCAAUCUAACAGUACGUUAACGUUGUUAUGCAGUAGCUAGAUUAAGUUAGAAUUGCGUUUUAGUGUAUUUUUCAAAACUGGCGACUUUUAUUAUUGAUAACAUUCGACUUGACUGUUGCACGACUUACAGUUGGCUAUCCAGUCAGUUUAGGUUUAGUUUACUAGCUCGCACACCUAACUUGAUGCUCAGUGGAGGGGAUCCAUACAGCGACCAUACUGUUCCGAUUCACUUUGUUCAAAUUAGCGUACGGCUAUUGGAGUUCCGUCAGUCGAAGACCAGUUUCUCUGAAAAAAGCAAGUUACCUUGGAAUACUCAUGAACAUACAGCGGUCAAAUCCUAUUUACAUAUCGCGUUAUGGCAGAUCUAGACAUAAAACCAACGAUCACGAAGAACCGUCUUAUUUGAGAGCCGUCGAACCAACUCAAAGCUUCAGUCCUAAUUUAGGAUCUCCAAGUCCCCCAGAGGCGACAAAUUCUCUGCACAGCAUCUCUCGCAUUGGGAAGUACCUAUUGUUGGAGCUUAUCGAGGGAGACCACGUUUUCAGGGCUGCUCACCUACACAGCGGAGAAGAGCUCGUGUGUAAGCUGUUUGACAUCACUAGGUAUCAGGAAUCAUUGGCAGCAUACUUUUGCCUGCCAGCGCACGAAAAUAUCAACCAAAUAGUGGAGAUUCUUCUUGGAGACACAAAAGCCUACGUAUUCUUCGAGAGGAGCCAUGGUGAUAUGCACUCAUUUGUGCGGUCCUGCAAAAAACUGCGCGAAGACGAGGCCGCGAGACUAUUCUAUCAGAUGGCUUCCGCCGUAGCACAUUGUCACGACAAUGGACUUGUGCUGAGGGACGUCAAGCUGAGGAAAUUUGUCUUUAAGUAUGAGGAUAGGAGUGUGGUCAUGCUGGACAGCCUGGAGGACGCGUGCGUAUUGUGCGGGGAGGACGACUCGCUCUCCAGCAAACACGGUUGCCCGGCCUACGUCAGCCCGGAGGUCCUGAGCAGCGGAGGCAGCUAUUCAGGCCGCCCGGCGGACGUGUGGAGCCUGGGCGUCAUGCUGUACACCAUGCUCGUGGGCCGAUACCCCUUCCACGACCUGGAGCCCGGCUCCCUGUUCAGCAAGAUCCGGCGGGGGCACUUCAGCCUGCCGGAGAGCCUGACGCCCAAGGCCCGCUGCCUGAUCCGCAGCAUCCUCCGGCGGGACCCGGCCCAGCGCCUCACCUCCCGCGACAUCUUAGAACACCCCUGGCUCUCGGGUUCGGGGCUCGGCGGCGAAAGCAGGGAGCCCUCGGAUCAGAUGGUUCCGGACGUGAGCGCGGGGGAAGAAGCGCGCGCUUGAAUACGUCGAACGGCAGGGCGAAUGGGCAUCCUCCCAAACUAGUGCCCGUUCCUAAAGACACUGGCGAGCCCCUGAUGCGGGCAGAGCUUCCACGUGUUGUCAGCGACCCCCUGACUUGAACCAAUCACAGCGUUUUUUUUUUGCUGUGCAUGACAAAACCUUGUGAUUGGUUUGUGCAAGUCAGGUGAUCAGCAGCUCCACACAUUAUGGCAUUCAUGAAACCUCACUCUGCGGUUACUACAUCCAGUUGAGCUAAUGCAAUGUAGCAAAUGUAGCUUCAAGACUGGCGGUCUCAGGGUAGAUUGAUAUUAGGCGAUAACAAUGAGGAUGUAUUGGAGUCCUAAUUGGCGAUAGGUCAUUUCUCCUAUCAGAGCAGAAAUCCCAUAAACUGCAGCUGUCGGACUACAAUGGCAAACUCCUUUGUGUUUUAUACAAAAGGUCUGUAACUAAUGACCAACAAUGGCAUCGUACUGUUAUGUAUUUUUUGGCAGAUAUCAUUCAGGAGUUUUUAUUUCCGUUCCUAAGGAAAGUGACUUUUCUUGUGCACUUGAAUCAAUCCUAUGUUGUCCCAACUAGCACAACGUUUUGUAGCCGGAAGUAUUUUUCAUGCCGUUCUUCUCUUCUGAAUUCACGUGUCUUUUUUGUUAUAUUUUCAGCUUGUAGCAUUAUUAUUUUUUUCAGGGUUGUCUUCAAAGUGGGAAGUAAUUUAUUUAUCAGCCAGCCCAGCGGCCCCGCUGUUCAGAUGACAAUCUUUUAUGCAGUAGCUAUUAAAAUAACUUGGCCUGUGUGACCAUCCCUCCGCUUUCUUCAAUCAGGAGUAAUUAUACAGGGUUCCAAACUGACACCAGACCUCACAAGCUCUAACACAAUGUUGUCUGUACAAUUCAGAAGGUAACAUGUCAAUAUUAAAGUAAUGGGGAUUACCUAAAGGAACAAACGGCUCGAUAUAUCGCUUUUACGGUUUUAUUUGCAUGCAAGACGAGUACCCACGACAGGACGGCAAUUAUGAUGUAAAAACUGUCAGAUGUUUAAAUCAAAUGCAUCUGUUUUCUGAUCGUUUUCCUUGUAGUGUGCCUAGUCUCUUACGUGAUGAAUUUUGCAUGCUUCUGGGAUCUACACCAAAUACAACGCGGAGAAGAAACAGAAACUGUAAAUGUCAUAUAAAAGAACAUUUAAAUAUUUAUUGGUGUUUGAAAGAGCCUCACGGUGCUUUGUCUCACCGAGUGUAUCUGAUUAUAUCUUCACCACUCCAGCGUAAACAGUGUAGCCUCCCCCUUCUCCGUAAUAUUGGGAAAAAUGCUGGUGUCGGUAAAUUGUUCUGCUUUGGUGGCCUAUGCGAAGAACAGCGUGAAUAUAAUAUUUGAAAAUUCUAAAGGAGGACGGCUUAGACGCGCUUUACGCGUUUGUUUUUGUUUUCACAUAGAAAUGCAAUUGCAAUGCAAUGGAUAAACUGUCAACUUAGCAUUCCAAACUCCACAGGGAAAGGGUUGGUCAGACAGUAUUGAGCGUGAAGAUGCAUUUCACUCCCCCCACACACACGUGCCUUUCCUGUCUGUCAGUUUUUUCCCUCGCUGUAACACGCCUCCCGUUCGUUCUCGCACAACAGAAACCCAACCGGGAUUCAACCAUUACAGACUAAACGAUUGUUAGAUCUUCAGACUUGCUAGUAAGCUUCUGUUCGACGAAUUUGAAAGGGUACAGAACUAAAGAGGGAGAUGUUUCUUUGUGCUUUCAGUCACCCAGUUCCGUAACACCAAAAAAGAAACCUUUGUACUUAUAAACUAGGAAAUGCUGCACAGUAGUUCUGUUGAGAGGCCAGUUGCAGUGAUGAGAAGUAGAAUGAAAAUAUAAUCGCCACCAAAAUCUGCUUUUAAGACCAUGCACAUCAGCUUCAUCAUCACAUGAUCAUUCAUGAUCUUGUUAACCAUAGGCAUUCCACACUGCCUGCAUCUUUCGCUAAAAUCCACCACUUCAAAGUUAGGGCUAAACUGUUGUGGUUUAAUUAAUUGUGUAUAAUGGUAAAAUACACAUCACAGGUGCAAUAGGUACAGAGGUACAGAGCAGUCGGUAGAAAUUUGUAAGCUUAAAAAGCUGAAAAGCAGUUCAAAAUUGCCAGCACAUGACAGUAAUUGUUUUAGAGCAGGGAUCAUCAGCUCUGUCUCCUAAACCCAAAUUCAGCCCUGGUUUUCUUUUCUCCCGGUUAAUUGGUGCUACUGAUUGGCCAUACUGUCUUCACACCUGACUCCCGGGUAAAGGGAGGGUGGAAAACCAGCAGUUUUCGGCCCCAGAAGUACUGUGAGUUGCUGAUCCCUGUUCUAGACUCUGAUGGUACAAAAACUAUUUUUUUAUUUUUUUAUUUUUUAUUUUUUUCCUCGAGCAGCCAGCAUUCAUAUACUGGGCUAAUGUGCACAUAGAGCCUCAGUGUAAUCUAAAAAGAGUACCAGGGCUUAAAACGAGGCCUGGGCAGCACUGUUUCACGCGUUAAAAGUACCUCAUAUUAAUUUCCUGCCCGCACAAGUUCUGUGAAAUGGUGGUGUACUGGGCAGUUUCAUGUACAAGUUCUGUGGUUAUUUAAAUGUUACUUGAAUCUGUGUGUGGUUCUUGUCUGUGGCUUGUGCGUACAGCAUGGCGUAUGGCCUGUGGAUGCUAUAGCCUGCCCUGCAGGAAAAGCUUUAUACAAUAAAAGAUUAUAUAUAUAUAUAUAUAUAUAUAUAUAUAUAUAUAUAUAUAUAAGCAACAAUGCUUAAAUUCUCAGUGGAUUUAUGAAACCUGCGUAUAUUUCAGCUCAGCUCAAGCUUACAGGGUGAGCUGCUUUCUUUGAGGACUGUGAAGAUGGUGCUGAUGUUGGAGGUGUUAUUUUGACUGUUUUUGAAAUAAACCUGCAUGGUACAACAUUUCUGCCGUUGGGUUUGUAAAGUGUGUGGCAUAAUGGGUUGUCAAACUUUGUUAA